UAAAUAAAUAAAUAAAUCAACCUGUAGUGAAUCAAAUAAUUAAUCACCCACGUAAUUAAUUAUCUGAUGGUUUAAAUAAUUAGGUGAUUUAUCUUAUCAAUUAAUCCGUAGAAUCUCAUGGCAGUCGUAAGAGAGCGAUGUGGUAUUUUUUGCUAUGAUGCAACAUUUUGGUAUAUGAUAGUGACAUUUUCUUUGAUGCUUUUCAAAUCAGUCUUUGCAGAUUCCAUACAUAUUUCCCUUUCUUUUGUCAUUGUCCAUAAAAACUAAGUUGAUAAAUUCUUUGUCGUAUGUGAUUUUGAUGUUUUCUUUGUUGUUUUUCAAAUUAGUCUUUGCUAGCUGUCUCUAUGCAUAUUUCCCUUUCUCUUUUGUUACUGUCCACAAAAUCCUCUUUUGUUAUUGUCCACAAAAUCUAAGUCGAUAGUUUCUCAAUGAUUUCACAUGCUGGUAUAUGAUUUUUUGUUGUAAUGUUCUAGUAGAGUGUUGAUGCGUUAGCAUCCUAUAUAUAUGGAUGGAUGAUGAAUGUAAGUAUAGGAAUUGCUGAAUGCAAUAUAUAGAAACAACUGAGAUAUAUUUUUUUUAAGAUACAAGAAGUAAAAGGUGCUGAUUUUGCAAGACAACGGAGGAGAAUAACUCCGCCUUGAAAGAAGAGGCCUUUUCUUGUACCAAAUCCGGUCAUUUAUAUUAGUAUCUUUGAUCAAGCCCUCCAACAGCGGAUGAUCAUAGCUGGUGCUUAGUAGUCUGUGUCAACAAUGUCUGAAACACAUCUAAGUGAAAUAAGGGUUGAUCCAUUGAUCAACAAAGAGGAAGGGAUUCAUAACAACCAACCUCAAGAGCUGAAGAUGGAUGAAACACUAGGAAAUUACUCAUUGAAAAAGAAUGAGCGUUCUUCGUGGUUUAGUUCCAUAAUGACAGAGGUCAAAGACACUAAAAACAAUCAGCCACCCGGGCCAAAGAUUCCAAAAGUUUCAAACAAACUUAGAAAUAAAAACGAGAAAUGCUACAGUCCUGGGAUGGUCUCAAUUGGGCCUUAUCACUAUCCGGAUAAAAAUCUCAGAGAAGCGGAUCAUCAUAACAAUCUCAGAGAAGCGGAUAACAAUCUCACAGAAGCGGAUCAUCAUAACAAUCUCAAAGAAGCGGAGAUUCUAAAGUUUUCGAUGGCUCGCCAAUUCAUCGUAGAUAGUGGAAAAAGCAUAGAACUCGUCUACAGAGAAGUAGAAGAGGGUAUCCAAACCGCAAGAGAAUUUUACAACAAGAUCGACAUAAUAGGCUAUGAUGACGAGCAAUUCACCAAGAUGAUUUUUCUUGAUGGAUGCUUUAUUCUCCAAUUCAUCCACUGUGUGACUCAUAAUUAUGAAAAUUUAGAGAUGACCGAUCGGCAAGUUGCUGCUGUGAAGCGGGAUUUGUUAUUACUGGAGAACCAGAUUCCUUUUCAAGUCCUGAAAUCACUGACGAGUCUGAGGUACGAAAAAGAUGGAACCAAUCAUGGAAUGAAACAUGUGAAUGAUUUUCUUUUUUUCCAUAUUCUCAACCCGAAAGAUCAACCAUUGCGGACUCGAAAAUUACUUUGGUCUACCGUUUGUCUCCUGUUAUUGUUUCUUCCAAUUGCUCUUCCAUUUGUUUUAUCACGCACGUUUAUCGGUCAUAAUCAUGACCUGGUUUUCUUGAGCAUGGUGCCACCAUUUGCGAUGAUGCAAUUAUGUGUCUUGAUACCAGCUUGGCUUUUGUGGUUACUACUAAGAAAGGGGAGGAAAGCCUCAGGAUAUGAUUCGCAAUGGCAGCCUGAUGAAGAACCUGCCCAUCUUCUUCAACUUCUAUAUUUUCUUUUCGUAGGUCCUCACAACAUAAAAGGCAAGUCGUCUUCACGAAGAUGCGGCCAUUGCUUGUCUUAUUUGGCCACAUGUCUUAAGAAAUUCAUUCCUAGAAAGUACAAGACAGUUGUUGCUCAAGGAAGGCGUGGCCAUUACCUGUAUUAUUCUGCCAAGGAACUUAAGAAGGUGGGAAUCCAUUUCAUGUCUAGUCAGACUAUUGCUUUGAUGGAUGUCAAGUUCAAGUCAUCAUAUUUCCAUGGAACAUUGAAACUUCCUUCAAUUACCAUAGAUGAGUCAACAAGGUCCAUGCUCUUCAACCUAGUGGCCUUCGAAACAUCUGCUGCACUCAAUCCACUUCGGGUCACUUCUUACAUAUGUUUCAUGGAUUCGCUGAUUGACGAUGCCGAUGACGUGAAAGAGCUGCGAUCAAAGGGCAUAAUUGUUAAUUUCCAUGGACCCGACCAGCAGGUUGCGGAUCUCUUCAACCAUAUGGGCCGUUUUCUUGAACCUGAUACUAGUGUUUAUAAUGAUGUUAAAAGAGAGAUAAAUGAGCAGUGUGAGAGCAUCGUGAAGAAAUGGGUAGCUCAGUGGCACCAAACUUAUUUUCAGAGUCCUUGGGCCUUCAUUGCAGUUGCUGCCGCCGCUGUUGGUUUGGCUCUUACCGCCACUCAGACGUACUAUGCAAUGCACCCACGUGACCCACCCAAGACGAAUUCAACAGAAUGUGCCAAUGCACCCACGUGACCCAUCCAAGAAGAAUUAACUAUUGCAAACGAUGAUGUAGAAACUAUAUAUAGUUCUUAUUCAACAGAAUGUGUAAUAUUUCGGGAAGGGAAUUAAAUUGUAAUGAAUUCUGUCAGCUUGUAAUUAAGACAUGAGAUGAUUUCAUUUAGGCUAA
Molecule: messenger RNA, 2706 nt
Organism: Populus trichocarpa (black cottonwood)
Lineage: Eukaryota; Viridiplantae; Streptophyta; Magnoliopsida; Malpighiales; Salicaceae
Exons: 2
Coding region: 750-2552 (600 amino acids)
Source: RefSeq, a predicted model, not a curated record